GUCUUCCUCCGACUUUACCUACUACACCUGUCUGUCUCUCCAGAUAGUUAACUAAUCGGGAUAACACUGUACACCACAACGACAAUCAAAAUGUCCACCACAACUUCAGCAACAGCAAUAACCCUCUCCCUCCUGACCUCCCUCGGCGGCACAAUCGGAUACCUCCGCACGGGCUCCCUCCCAUCCAUCAUCGCCGGCGUCUCCGUCGGCGCCCUCUACCUGCUCAGCUUCCUGCGUCUGCGCGCCGCCCAGCCCUACGGCGACGAGAUCGGGCUCCUCGCGUCGCUCAUCCUCGGCGGUUCGUCGAUCCCCCGCGCCAUCAAGACGAGGAAAUUGGUCCCCGGGGUGUUGAGUCUGGUGGCGCUUUAUGGGAUUUUGGUUUUUGGGGGGGGGGUUUAUCGUCGGGGGUAG
Molecule: messenger RNA, 411 nt
Organism: Aspergillus heteromorphus CBS 117.55
Lineage: Eukaryota; Fungi; Ascomycota; Eurotiomycetes; Eurotiales; Aspergillaceae
Product: TMEM14 family protein
Exons: 2
Coding region: 91-411 (106 amino acids)
Cellular component (GO): membrane
Source: RefSeq, a predicted model, not a curated record